GGAGGCCGACAAAUUUGUUGAAGAUAGAAAGGGAGAAAAAAAAUACACCUGUGACGAGUGUGGGAAAGAUUUUACUGUGAAAGCUUUACUAAAAAUGCAUCAGGUCAUCCACACUGGAGAGAGACCCUUUAGCUGUGCAGACUGUGGAAAGUCUUUUACGCACAUGUCAAAGUUAAAAACCCACCAACUCAUCCACACUGGAGAGAGACCGUUCAGCUGUGAUGACUGUGGAAAGUCUUUUACGCAAAUGUCAAAGUUAAAAAGACACCAACUCAUCCACACUGGAGAGAGACCAUUCAGCUGUGAUGACUGUGGAAAGUCUUUUACACAGAUGUCAAAGUUAAAAAGACACCAACUGAUCCACACUGGAGAGAGACCAUUCAGCUGUGGUGACUGUGGAAAGUCUUUUACGCAGUCUUCAAGUUUAAAAAGACACCAACUCAUCCACACUGGAGAGAGACCAUUCAGCUGUGAUGACUGUGGAAAGUCUUUUACACAGAUGUCAAAGUUAAAAAGACACCAACUGAUCCACACUGGAGAGAGACCAUUCAGCUGUGGUGACUGUGGAAAGUCUUUUACGCAGUCUUCAAGUUUAAAAACACACCAACUGAUCCACACUGGAGAGAGACCGUUCAGCUGUGAUGACUGUGGAAAGUCUUUUAUGGAGUCUGGAAACUUAAAAACCCACCAACUCAUCCACACUGGAGAGAAACCGUUCAGCUGUGAUGACUGUGGAAAGUCUUUUAUGGAGUCUGGAAACUUAAAAACCCACCAACUCAUCCACACUGGAGAGAGACCAUUCAGCUGUGAUGACUGUGGAAAGUCUUUUACACAGAUGUCAAAGUUAAAAACCCACCAACUCAUCCACACUGGAGAGAGACCGUUCAGCUGUGAUGACUGUGGAAAGUCUUUUACGCAAAUGUCAAAGUUAAAAAGACACCAACUCAUCCACACUGGAGAGAGACCGUUCAGCUGUGAUGACUGUGGAAAGUCUUUUAUGGAGUCUGGAAACUUAAAAACCCACCAACUCAGCCACACUGGAGAGAGACCAUUCAGCUGUGAUGACUGUGGAAAGUCUUUUACGCAGAUGUCAAAGUUAAAAAGACACCAACUGAUCCACACUGGAGAGAGACCGUUCAGCUGUGAUGACUGUGGAAAGUCUUUUACGCAGAUGUCAAAGUUAAAAAGACACCAACUGAUCCACACUGGAGAGAGACCGUUCAGCUGUGAUGACUGUGGAAAGUCUUUUACGCAGAUGUCAAAGUUAAAAAGACACCAACUGAUCCACACUGGAGAAAGACCGUUCAGCUGUGAUGACUGUGGAAAGUCUUUUAUGCUGUCUGGAAACUUAAAAACACACCAACUGAUCCACACUGGAGAGAGACCGUUCAGCUGUGGCAACUGUGGAAAGUCUUUUACACAGUCAUCAAAUUUGAAAAGACACCAACUCAUUCACAGUGGACAGAGACCAUUCAGCUCUGACAAGUGUGGAAUGUCUUUUACGCUGUCUUCAAGAUUGAAAACACACCAACUCAUCCACAGUGGAGUUAAAGCGUACACCUGUGAUCAGUGUGGCAGAGCUUUUACUCACAGUAACAGCUUAAAGAAUCAUCUAGUUACCCACAAGGGAAUUAAAGCGUACAGCUGUGACAUUUGUGGAAAAACUUUCAGCCAGAUAGGGAACCGAAAUAAACACCUACGCAUUCACACCAGACACGAUGUGUACUGCUGUAGUCAGUGUGGUAAACUAUGUUUAACAGACGCACAGUUACAACGCCACAUGUUUACCCACUCUGAGGAGAGACCUUAUAAAUGUGACCUGUGUGAGAAGACUUUUAAAUCUCCACAUGACCUGAGACGACACCAACAGAUCCACAGCAGAAAGAGACUCUACAAGUGCAGUUACUGUGAGAAGCAGAGCGACACAGAUGGAUCCAGUUCUCAACCCUGUCAUCACUGUGGUGGUGGGAAACACUUUCGUUGUGACCUUUGUGGGAAAAGUUUCAGACAUCAAAUCACUCUGAAAAUACAUCAACGUAAACACACUGGAGAAAACAUGAAAUACUGCAAAGAAUGUGGGAGAAGCUUCACCACAUCAAGUAGAUUAAAACAACAUGAACUCAUUCACAGUGGGGUUAAAAAGCAUCUCUGUGAUCAGUGUGGGUCAUCCUUCACCACAGCAGGUGAGCUUAAAAGACAUAAACGAGUCCACACAGGAGAGAAACCAUACAAGUGCAGACACUGUGACAAAAGCUUCUCACAAUCAGGUAGUCGUAACCUUCAUGAACGCACACACAUGGAAGUAAACUACAGCUGUGACCAGUGUGACAAGAGCUUCAGGAAUUUCACUUCAUACUCCAAACACAAACGAUCCCACGUUACUAAUAAACUCUUUCACUGUUACCAAUGUGCCAAAAUAUUCACCUCAUUGUCUGCUCUGUGCAAACAUCAGCGUGAUCAUGCAGGACUGAAAUCACUCCCAUCUCUGGAUCACGGUGAAUCUGCAGAGACUGAAAGAUCCUCUUCUGGUUUCACAGUCACUCAAAACCCUUGAGA
Oreochromis niloticus (Nile tilapia) is the source of this 2556-nucleotide messenger RNA. Its product is annotated as gastrula zinc finger protein XlCGF26.1-like. NCBI's taxonomy places the organism in Eukaryota, Metazoa, Chordata, Actinopteri, Cichliformes, Cichlidae. Bases 95 to 2554 code for a protein of 819 amino acids. Gene Ontology annotation, molecular function: RNA polymerase II cis-regulatory region sequence-specific DNA binding; DNA-binding transcription factor activity, RNA polymerase II-specific. Gene Ontology annotation, cellular component: PcG protein complex; transcription regulator complex; chromatin. Gene Ontology annotation, biological process: regulation of transcription by RNA polymerase II. The record is from RefSeq and is a predicted model, not a curated record. The transcript has 2 exons.